Molecule: messenger RNA, 1046 nt
Organism: Thlaspi arvense
Lineage: Eukaryota; Viridiplantae; Streptophyta; Magnoliopsida; Brassicales; Brassicaceae
Source: the annotation of a GenBank genome assembly
AAACUAAACGCACAAAUUUUUCAUACCAUUUCUAAACAUCGACAAAAAACGGUAAUUUGAUAUGUUCUGAAAGUUUUUUACUUUCGAGUUACUGAGGUAAUUCAGGGGUAUACUGGUCAUUUCAUCGAACGCCUUCUGUGUCUCGGGCCAUUUUGUUUUUAGGUCUUCUCUCUUAUGCAUAAACCCUUUGUACGCAAAAUCAAUCGAUUGAUCGGUUUUUUGGUUUAGGGUUUUAGCUCUCAAGUUAAAAACCUUUUUCUUCUCAAUCGGAAGAAGAUCAAUACGCCGAUCGGUCAAUUGAAUCUAUGGCGAUGGCUAUGAGACUCCCGGCGAUAGCGAGAGCGGCGACGGAAAUGGCUGCUGCUCCGAUUGGAUUGAGACGUCUCUUCUGUUCGAAUGCUCCGAAGUUCUCGUUUCUUUCUCCUCAAGCUGAAGCCAAUACUCCGGCUCGUCCUCAGGCUGAACCCAGCACCAAUCUCUUCGUCUCCGGGCUUAGUAAACGCACCACUUCUGAAGGACUUAGGACAGCUUUCGCUCAGUUUGGAGAAGUUGCUGAUGCUAAGGUUGUCACAGACAGAGUCUCAGGAUAUUCAAAAGGGUUUGGAUUCGUUCGUUAUGCCACCUUAGAAGAUUCUGCAAAAGGCAUUGCUGGAAUGGAUGGGAAGUUUCUUGACGGUUGGGUCAUAUUCGCAGAGUAUGCAAGACCAAGAGAGCAAUCGCAGUCGUAUCAACCUCAGAACAACAUGUCUCGUCCUCCAUAUAAUAACCGCUAUUGAAGCAAAGCUUGUUCAUGAAUCAUUGAGCAUUUGUUCUUGAUGAAUCUUUAUGUUAGUGUUAUGCUUCAUUCUAUUAUCUACUACAUGAUCGGAUUGUCUCUUAGUAGUGUCUUGUACCUUGAGAAGUUCACAAACUUAUUAAGUGUAACAUCUCUCUGAGGAAGAUAUGGCAAUCAAGCUUACAUCGUUAGGUACCAUAAUAUAUUUUAAUAUAUUCCCCAUUUGACUAUUGGGAAAAUGCUCCAUAGACACAAAUAAUAGGGGUUUUGG